This is a messenger RNA of Peromyscus maniculatus bairdii (prairie deer mouse), 2311 nucleotides long. NCBI's taxonomy places the organism in Eukaryota, Metazoa, Chordata, Mammalia, Rodentia, Cricetidae. The record is from RefSeq and is a predicted model, not a curated record.
ACCCUACAAGUGUGAAGAAUGUGGCAAAGCUUUUUAUGAAUCUUCAAUGCUGAAGCAACAUCAAAGAAUUCAUUCUGGAGAGAAACCCUUCAAUUGUAUGGAAUGUGACAAAUCCUUUAACAAUCCUUCAGUGCUGAAGGAACAUCAAAAAAUUCAUUCUGGAAAGAAACCCUACAAGUGUGAAGAAUGUGGCAAAUCCUUUUAUAAACCUUCAGUGCUGAAGAGACAUCAAAGAAUUCAUUCUGGAGAGAAACCAUGCAAAUGUGAAGAAUGUGGCAAAUCCUUUUACACUCCUUCACUGCUGAAGCAACAUCAAAGAAUUCAUUCUAGAAAGAAACCAUGCGUGUGUGAAGAGUGUGGCAGUUUAUUUUCUUCAUUCUCAUCCCUUACUCAACAUCAAACAGUUCACUACAAAGACAAUCCCUACAAGUGUGAGGAGUGUGGCAUAAGGUUUUCCCAUUCUGCAAUCCUUCAGAAACAUAGUAAAAUUCAUGAAGAGAGACCAUACAAGUGUGAAGAGUGUCACAAAACCUUUCUUUAUCACUCAUCACUUAAGAACCACAAGGUAGUUCAUACUAGACAGAAACUCUACAAGUGUGAAGAGUGUGGCAAAUAUUUUUCCUCAGCUUCAUGCCUUAGACGACAUCAAAUAAUUCACAGUGAAGACAACCCUUAUAAGUGUGAAGAGUGUGGCAGAUGUUUUUCCUCAGAUGCAUGUUUUAGAGCACAUCAAACUAUCCAUUCUGAAGAUAAUCCUUAUACCUGUGAACAAUGUGGCAAACGAUAUUCCUGUUCUAGGGAUCUUCAGGAACAUCAAACACUUCAUACUGGACAGAUAUUGUACAAGUGUGAAGAAUGUGGCAAAGAAUUUCAUUAUCUCUCAGGCUUUAGGAGACAUAAGGCAAUUCAUACUGGAGAGAAAGCUUACAAGUGUGAAGAAUGUCACAAAGCCUUUCGUUAUCUCUCAUCCCUUAGGAAUCACAUGGGAGUUCAUACUGGAGAGAAACCAUUCAAGUGUGAAGAAUGUAACAAAGCCUUUUGUUAUCUCUCAUACCUUAUGAAACACAAGAGAGUUCAUAGUGAAGAGAAACCCUACAAGUGUGAAGAAUGUCACAAGGCCUUUUUUUAUCUCUCAUCCCUUAGGAAACACAAGAGAGUUCAUAGUGAAGAGAAACCCUACAAGUGUGAAGAAUGUCACAAAGUCUUUCAUUAUAUCUCAUCCCUUAUGAGACACAAGACAGUUCAUACUGGAGAGCAUCCCUAAAACUGUGAAUAUGUGACAGAAGGUUCUCUUCACCUUCAUCCUUUAGACAAUGUAAAAAAGAAAGGAAAUUCAUUCUGAAAACGAUCCCUAAAAUUGUGGGCAAUGUAUCAAAAACUUUGUUAAUCUUUAUGUGCUUACUCAACAGAUGUUAUAAUUCAUAUGGGAGCAAUAUCCUACAUAUGUCUAGAAAUGUUUACUUUUUCAACCCUUAAAAUACUUCAAAUGAUUCAUUCUGACUACAAACUCCGUGAGUGUGUGAAGUGUGGUAAAAUAUUUGCUAACUAUUCAGAUCUUACCCACCCCAAUGAAUCCAUAGUGGAGAAUAUUAGGUUAAUCAUUUUGGAUCAUCAACAAGAACAUCUAACUUCCAAUAGCAAAAAUGCUAAGAAUGUCAUCAGAGAGCUGUAGAGAUUUCUGUUUGCUAACCCCCAACAAUUUGUUCAAGCAGUGUGUUUGAAACUAGCCUUGAUUAAUGUGUCUCUUUUUCUGUUACUAUAAAUGGUCUCUGAAACCUUUACCAUGCCCUGAAAUUGUCCCCUGAGUACCUGGUAUCUGAAAUCUGGGCUGUAGCAUAGUUACUGUUGUUUUUCCCAGUGGAGUCAUCUAAACUCCUGUAAUAUCUCCCCUUGGUGUGUAAAAAAAACUUUCUAUCUGAGCUAGCAGGUUGUCAUGCAGUAUCUGGCUCCUGCAUCCUUAUUGGUGAAAUAAAAGGACAAUGACGUAGUUAAAACUACAGGAAGGCUCUUCCAAUCUAAGGCCUCAGCACAAGGCAGCAGCUGCAGCUGAAGAGGUGAAGUCAUCAGCUGUGGCAUUGAUAGUAUGAGGUGCAGCUUCUGCACCCCAGAUAAAAAACAACAGUGCCCAUAGAGCAAUAAUGACAGACAAGUUAUGAGAGUAAUCAAUGAUUUUCUGGUUGGAUUUAAUGUUUAUUCCACAAAUUGUAACUGAUGUGAUAUUAAUUUGGUAAUAUACUUAAGCUUGGCUUGGUGAUAAGACCUAGGGAGAAUUGAAGGCUGUUAUUCUAAUAAGUGGAUAAUAACUAAAUGA